Messenger RNA from Yamadazyma tenuis ATCC 10573, 631 nucleotides. RefSeq lists its product as uncharacterized. The record is from RefSeq and is a predicted model, not a curated record. Lineage: Eukaryota; Fungi; Ascomycota; Pichiomycetes; Serinales; Debaryomycetaceae. Gene Ontology annotation, molecular function: DNA binding. Gene Ontology annotation, cellular component: cytosol; nucleus.
GUAAGCUUAAGACGAAACUAUGGAUGAUUCAGAGUUGAAUGCCAUCAGGCAAGCCCGGUUGGCUGAGCUUCAAAAGAACACAUCACAGCAACAGCCAACGAAUCCCCAGGCGGAAAUGAAGGUUAAUAUGUUGAAUCAAGCAUUAGAUGUGAAUGCCAGAGAAAGACUCAGUAGAGUCAGAAUCGUCAGACCAGAUAGAGCUGAGGCAGUGGAAAACUACGUGGUGAAGUUGAUUUCCAUGGGAUCAUUGACAAAGAAACUCACCGAACAAGAAGUGGUGGGGAUUCUCAAUAGCUUGGCAAGAGACGAGAAGAAGAAGGAUGCGAAAAUCAUCUUCAACAGAAGACAACUAAGUGAUGAAGAAGACGACGAUGACUUCUUUGAUUAGAUGGACUGUAUAAGAGUUCAUGCUGGAUUUAUAGAGCUUUGAGUUCUAGGUUUCAUGGGUACCAUAUAUUACUGUGAUCUAAGCACCCUCUGUCUUCUUAUACUGAGACAGUAGUUCUGAAGGAGAUGAGGAAUUGAUAUUUAUAUGAACUCAAGGUGGUCAACUGGCUACUCCUGAGUGGAACACUACUCCACUCAAAAUUAAUGUAUUUCUUUACGUACAUACUUCAAAAUGUAGAGUUCU